Molecule: messenger RNA, 6403 nt
Organism: Sus scrofa (pig)
Lineage: Eukaryota; Metazoa; Chordata; Mammalia; Artiodactyla; Suidae
Source: RefSeq, a predicted model, not a curated record
GUCCGAGAAACCGCGCCGUUGCCAAGGUCCACAGGUCGCGCUGAGGUCGCAGAGAAUUCGAACAGCUGGAAUCCUUUCGCGCCAAGCGCGGACCCUUCGGCCUCGGGUAUCGCUGCGUUAUCAACCAACAGGAUGCGUUCCUCGCCAGUCCUCUCGGGCCAGACGGCGCCCUGAGGAUGAGAGGGUGGCUGCUGAACUGGAACCGCCUUGUCUUUCAUCUGACAGGUUGCCUAUCUAGGGAGGACAAACCUGAAGUGGCCAGGGUCAUAUGGGUGGAACAUCAAAGGCAAAACUGGAGCUUUGCCAGCCAGGGGGAGGCUGCAGAAGGUUGGUGAGAUGCUUAACAGAGGAGAUGGGCUUUGAAAUGGGCCUUCAAGGCAAGAUUCCACACAUGAAAAUGACCUGAGACCAGCGUAGAGGUAGGCAAACAGGAGGUCCCUGUGACUUAGAUCCUAAUUCAGAGAUGGCGCUACAAGGCUCAUCUUCCACCAUCUCUGAGCAGCAGCUGCACAAGGAGGAGAGACUGAGCAAUACCCAGGCAGACUUGGCUAAGCAGAGUCUCAUCUCCUCCGAGGAAUGGCUUCAGCUGCAUGGACUUAAGAGCAACAAAUUGACCUUGAAACAGAUUUUGUCACAGAUUGGAUUCCCCCAUUGUGAAGAUUAUGUGACUUCUCUGGGGAGACUUGUGUCUUCCCGCUAUGCAGAUGGCCUAUUUCCACGGAUCUACAGAACCGAAGAUGGCAGAGCAUACAAUCUGACAGCCAGAUCAGAGCUGAUCUAUCAGUAUGUGGAACAUUUAACACAAGCUGUGGAGAGCUACAAGCAGCGGAUGGACUGGCUCACCAGCAAAAGCCGGCAGGUUUUUGGUGUCAUUGUGGAACAGAGCAUCACUAUAGUGCUGGAUUUUGGUGGCAUGCUGGAGGAGGAGCUUGAUCUGUGCAGAGAUGCUCUAAUCAUGGUCCUCAAGGAACAGGUGGCUUACAUAGCCAAGUUCAAUAUCAUAUGGGCUUCCCAGGAGCCUGUGAAAUGGCAGGAAAAUGCUGUUCCUGUGACGGCACAGUCCAUAGCUGCUGCCAUCAGUUGGCUUGAGAAGUGGCCUUUUGAGCUGCCUCCGAGCCAGGCCGGCUGUCUGGAUGCUCUGCUGGAAGCUGGGAAAGACACAACCAUUGAAUCCAUUUAUUACUUUGUGGUGGGGGACAUUCCAGAGAAGUCCAAGGAGCUUCUCCUUCAGAGGGCUUUGGAGAUCCCACAUCCCAUCUGCACCGUGUCCUUCAAUGCCAGAGGGGAGGGCACCAUAGCUCUCCUAAAGGAUCUGAGUGCCAAGACCCACAGCAGAUUCCAUGCAUUUGCAGAGAGAACAGAGUGUGUGGAAUUUCCUACCUUCCCUGUGAAGGAUGGGGACAGUGUAAUUACUUGGAAUUCAAGGAAACUGAAAGGAAAACUCCCUCCAGGAGCCGAGGUCAGAGAGGAUGUGUUUCUCAUUUGGAGGGAGAUGGAGGAAGCCAGCAGCACAUUGGCCCAGAUUCAGAGGCUGGUGAUCGAGCCUCCCAAGACCGAUGUGGCCACAACAGACCAUGGAGCAAAUGGGUCAAAUCCAGAGGAUGCCUGGGACUCUGAAAAGUGGCUGCAGAAAUAUGGUUUGAAAGCCCAGAAGCUGUCAUUUUAUGACGUCAUUGCGGACUGUUCCUUCCGCCAUGCUGAUGGAAUUGUUGAUAUAAAAGCCAAACCAGAGAACGAGUCUGUGCAGACCAGUGCGGAGACCAACAAGAAGACAGUCCAUGCGAAAUACUGCAGCAGAUUUGUCCAUGCUCCCUGGAAGGAUGGGAGCUUGGUCCAUGUCUGCAUUACCAAGGAGAAGUACACGUGGUACAGUGAGAGAGUUCAUGCAGUCCUGGCUCAGAUCCAAAGGAGGAUUAAAUGGCUACAGGAUGGGAGCCAAGUCCUCUUUGGAAAAGUGCGUAGUGAUUGUGUCUACAUUCUCAUCGACACCUCUCACUCCAUGAAGGGGAAACUGGACCUGGUGAAGAACAAGAUCAUCCAGCUCAUCCAGGAACAGCUGAAAUAUAAAAGGAAAUUCAAUUUUGUGCAGUUUGAUGCUCAAGCUGUGGCUUGGCGGGAAAAGCUUGUUGAAAUCAAUGAAGACAAUCUGAAAGCAGCCCAGGCCUGGGUUAGAGACAUUAAGGUUGGAAGUUCCACAAACACCCUGAAUGCCCUGAAAGUUGCUUUUGCUGAUAAAGAAACACAAGUAAUCUACCUUUUGACAGAUGGGAGACCUGAUCAGCCACCUGAAAUGGUUAUAGAUCAGGUGAAAGUUUUCCAGAAAAUCCCUAUUUACACCAUCUCCUUCUGUUACAAUGAUGAGAUAGCAAAUGGAUUUUUGAAAGAGGUUGCUUCUUUGACUGGAGGAGAGUUCCAUUCUUAUAAUUUUGGCUGCAAGGAUCCCUGCCCUCCAGAGGCUGUUCAGUUAUUAUUUUGGCAGAAUGAAGAUGUGACCCUUCUAAUUAAGGAAAUGGAGCAGGGACGCAGUGACCUGGAGAAGGUGCAAGACCUUUACUCAGAGUCCUUGGUCAUGGACUGGUGGUACAACGGAGAAAAGGAUGGAGACAAGCAUCAAAGAGAGAUCUGUUCUAUGAUUUCAACCCCAGAAAAAUGUGCAAAACCUCAUUCUGAUGUGGAAUCAGCACGAAUGUCGAAAGCACCAGAAGACCGCUCAGAUCAAAAGAUUCAGAAAAAGAAAGUCCUCCAUGCAGAACCAACCAAAACCAGCCUGCUCAGAAGCCGGCUGUCAACCCUCAAGAGCUCCACUUGCAGAGAGGGGAAAGACGGCCUUUCCAGUUCCAGCUGCUGGAAUACUCCAGAAAAGGGUGUCCUGUUGACAAAUGAAUUUCCAGAUGAUAAGAUGAUAGAAAUAGCGACUCAAGAAAUAAGCCAAGUUCAUGACCAAGAUUCUUUAGAGAUGUCUUCAGCAGACUGGCUCGAGAUCCAUGGCUUGGCAGCCAAGAAGCUCACCAUCAUGGAUGCCUUGUCAGUGACGGCUGUCCCUCACAGCCCCACCUACGUCCCCAUUCUGGACAAGCAUGUCGUUUCCAAGGUCUUUGAUGAGGUGUUCCCUGUGGCACAUGUAUGCAAUGGCACAAAUAAGAUGACAUUAAUUAACCCCCAAGGAGUGAAGCUCGAUAUCUACAAGCAAAAAGUGGAACAGGCCAUUAAGUCCUAUGAAAAGCGCUUGAAUAAAAUUGUUUGGCGAGCAUUAUCUCAAGAAGAAAAAAAAAAGUUAGAUGCCAACAAACCAAUGCGGUACUUGGAAAACAAGGCAGCUUUAAACAAGGCCUUAGAACGGUUGAAUUGGCCUAUUUCACUGAAGGAGCUGUCAGUGCUGGAGAAUGAAAUCCUAGCUGGGAAAAUGUAUGUGCAGCAGGCCAUGGAGCUCCAAGAGGCUGCCAAGAAGGAGAAUUACGUGAGCAAGACCAUGGAAGAGCAACAGAAAAUUCAAGGAGCUCCUACAAAGAAAAACAAACCGAAAAAACUAGAUCCACUCAAAGGCCAGAAGGUUAUUGCACGAUGUGAUGAAAAUGGCUUUUAUUUUCCAGGGGUCGUGAAGAAGUGCGUAAGCCCCACCCAUGCACUCGUGGGCUUCAGGUAUGGAGACACCAAGGUCGUGCCAGUCUCAUUCAUCACGCCUAUCGGGGGCGCCAUGCCCUGCCCACUGCUCCAGGUUGGCGAUUACGUGUUUGCCAAAAUUGUGAUACCCAAAGGCUUUGACUUCUACGUCCCCGCCAUUGUCAUCGCACUUCCAAAUCAAGAUGUGGCUGAAGAUAAGCUCUACACAGUUUUAAAAUGUAACAAUCGGAGAGAAUUUUGCCCUCGGAGUGCACUUAUUAAGAUCAGCCAAAACAAAUAUGCCCUCUCUUGCUCUCAUAUCAAGUCACCCCCAAUUCAGGAGGAUUCAAAAGUGGAAGACAUGGACACAAAGAACUCUACUCUCCUAAUACGACCGAUCAAGGAAGUUGACACUGGGGAUUUGCAAGAGCUAAAAAAAGAGAACCCUAGAAGGAAGAAAAAGAAGGCUGCCAGGAGGCUCCCUCUCCAGGAGAUGGAAUCCCCCGACUCAGAUGACUCUUCCCAUGGCAACAUGUCCCGAGAGUCCUACCCCGAGAGACACCCCAAGCCCAAAGUGGGAGGGGAACAACAUCAUUUCUUCCUGGAACACGCAGAAACCUCUCUCAAGGACAGUGUACAUGAAAUCACUCCCCCAUUUCCAGGCCAGUUUAAGCCCCAGUACAGCAAAACCUCUCCCCGCUUAAGUAAUGCUGACACCCACUUCCCCAGAGAAGGUCCUCCGCCCGGGUCUAGGAGUCAACCAGCCAUGCCAACGCUGCCACACCUCCACCUGAGCAGCCCCGCGCCCCCCAUAAAGCCACCUGCAGCAGCCAAGGGCUGAGGAGCAUCGCUGAGAAACCAGAAAGCAGUCCAGUGGCAACUGUGUUCAGAGAGCCAGUAUUCAUCCAGGGCUGCCCUCAGCCACCCUACCCUGUGGAACUAGCCCCUCUGCAGAGGUAAGGUCACGUGCCCUUCCCUGGUUGUCAUGCAGGUAGAGUUCCCUGCCAUCCUCCAGCUGGAUCCAUUAGAGCCUAUUGGUUCGGGCUUUUCCCGACCAUCCUUUAUCCCAUUCUUUUCCCUGUUCUCACAAAGCUCUGCUCAGUCUUCUGGUAGACCCCCCCCCCCCACAUCCAGAAUUGUUAUCUGACAUAGGAUUACUGCCAUAGGAUUUUCAAUUUUUUUUUUUUUUUUUUGUCUUUUUUGCUAUUUCUUUGGGCCGCUCCUGCGGCAUAUGGAGGUUCCCAGGCUAGGGGUCGAAUUGGAGCUGCAGUCCCCGGCCUUCGCCAGAGCCACAGCAACGCUGGAUCCGAGCCGAGUCUGCAACCUACACCACAGCUCACGGCAACGCUGGAUCGUUAACCCACUGAGCAAGGGCAGGGAUUGAACCCGCGACCUCAUGGUUCCUAGUCGGAUUCGUUAACCACUGCACCACAAUGGGAACUCCUCAAUUUUUUUUUUUUUUGAAUUUGUAGUUCUGGUCUUGAAAUUAUGUAGUUCUAUUGCAAGCCUGCAGUCUUGUUGUUAAUUUGAUUCUCUCAUCUGAAUUAGGGAUUUUAUCAUUUAAUGUUAGGACCAAAAUGAAGACCUAGUAUCUUGUCCAAGAGCUGUAAGACUGAACAUUACGUAGUUUACUGUUUUCUGAAAAAUUUUUAUUGAGCCCUCCCUAAUUAUUUUUGUCUGUAGUCUGUUGUAGGUACCUCUAAUUGAGCACGGAACCAGAAUAAAAACUCUUACAUUAGAAACAUUUCAAAACUAUGGGGCUGUUGUUACUGUUUUCUUUGCAUACAUUUUAGCAGUGUAUAUACCUCCAUUCAAUAAUUCCUUAGUAAAAUUAUCUUCAUUAAUUUCAAAAAAUGAAAUAGUCUCCCAAAUUCUCUUCUUCUAGUCAAUAAUAGCUCUAGGGCUAGAUAAUAAUAGGGUACAGGGAGUUCCCAUUGUGGCUCAGUGGUAACAAACCCAGCUAGUAUACAUGAGGAUGUGGAUUCCAUCCCUGGCCUCACUCAGUGGGUUAAGAACUUGGCAUUGCCAUGAACUGUGUAUAAGUCACAGACAGGACUUGGAUACUGGCAUUGCUAUGGCUGAGGCAUAGGCUGGCAGCUACAGCUCCACUUUGACCCCUAGCCUGGGAACCUCCAUAUGCUGCAGGUGCAGCCAUAGAAAGCAAGCAAAUAAAUAAAAAGUAAAGAAAUAAUAAUAGGGUAGGUAUUAUUAAUAAGAAAAAUCUUGGAUGCUCUUUGCAAGAGAAAAGACAGGGCAGUAUUGUGAUACUCAAAAAUUCACAAUUUAAUUAAAAGUGAUGCUUAAAUUCCCAAAAGCCAGGGAGUCACCAGGUUAUGGCAAAGAACUCAAAGGAGGAAUCCACUUCCAAAAAUAUGAAAGAAAAAGGGACAUCAGCUCAGCAUCAGGCUAAAAGUAGUAAUGCAGGAAAGAAGGAAUUGAGGAGUAAGGAAAUGAUCUAGAAUAAGCCUGGGAACAGUAGGGGAAGUGUGCUGUCACCAAGAACCCAGGUAGGAAGGUUCUGGAGCAGUCAUCUGGGUUUGGCCUGCACAGUGGAGAAUUUUGGGGGGUGGGAUGGAAAGAAACCAUUCCUUCAGCCAUGGUGAUGCUUGCAUGCAAACCUGCAUGUGCUCAUUCAGUUAUUCAACAAAUAGUUGAGUACUGAUAGUGUGCCAGGCUACAGAGAGACCAUUAGACUGUCUACCUCUCUUCAUCUGCACAGGGUGAACUACAGGACAAAUAUACAUAAAAAUGUAUUGAGGAGUUCCCUUCAUGGCUCAACAGAACGAAUCUGACUAAUAUCCAU